Molecule: messenger RNA, 1806 nt
Organism: Miscanthus lutarioriparius
Lineage: Eukaryota; Viridiplantae; Streptophyta; Magnoliopsida; Poales; Poaceae
Source: the annotation of a GenBank genome assembly
AUGGGGAAUAAGAGAAGGGCUGUAGCAUCUGGUGCUGCACAUUUCCUGCCGGAGGAGAUGAUGACAGAGGUGUUCCUACGGCUGCCCGUCAAAUCCAUUCUUCGCUUUCGGGCCGUCUGCCGGUCCUGGAAUGCAGUGCUUUCUUCUGAUGAAUUUUGCCACCGUCACAUGGCGAAGGCUGAAGCGGAGUCAGCACCACCUAAUCUGUUCUUCACUUCACCAACAGCUGGUUUUGAUGCCACUGCGGUGUACUCGAGCUCAUCAUCAGGCCCGGAUGAUGGCCCGCUGUUCACUCUUGAUGGUGUACGCGGUGGUGGCUUCAUCCACAUGACACAUGCACCGUGUCGCGGCCUAAGCCUUCUCCACGAUCCUUUUGCACCAGCUUAUUAUGUCUUCAACGCAUCCACAAGGGCAGUUACCCGGUUGCCCCCGUGCCACAAUGCGUUGUGUGUGACCGCUGGACUUGGGUUUGAUGCCCGGACGAAGAAGUUCAAGGUGGUGAGGUUAUUCCUAGGGGAUUUUGGUGAUAAGCAGCAUAUUAAGUGUGAGAUAUACACGCUGGGCAGUGAUCAUGGGGAUUAUUGGAAGCCGCCUGCUGCAGGCCACGAGCUGCCAUCCUAUCCUUUUCUGUCACAGAUGAGAUCUUUGCAUGGGUCCAGUCGCCACCGUUUGAGGUGUCAGGUGUGCACUUGGUGGAGCUUGCUGGCCACGUGUAUGGUUCGGGACCUUCGUCAUGUCGGCGUGCUGGAGAUUUGGAAGUUGAAUGACUAUGGCUCUGGUGGUUGGUCAUUGGAACAUCGCAUUGAUCUGUUGCAGCAUGUAAUUGAGCCUGAGAUUGUUAGAGUUAUUGGUUCUGUUGGCAGUUGUGGGUCCACGAAGAGGAUAGUCAUUGUUACAUCCAAACGCAAGGUGAUUGUCUAUGAUCCCGUGUCUCAUACUGUAGAAACUGCCACUGUAAUCAAAGAGACCCAUUCGUCUUACCAAGCUGAAAAGCUUGCUCUUACUAGAGUCUCCUUAUUUCAAGUGAGCCUUGUUCCAGUGCAUCAGACAAAUGAAGAGAGAGCCCUGUCAGCUCCCCUGGCUAAAGCGACAAGGGAGAUCUUGCUCCGACUCCCAGCUGACUAUACCAUGCGAUGCAAACUUGUCUGCAAGCAGUGGCUUAGCUUGAUUGAGGGUAACAGCUUCAUGCGCUCUUAUCACUCGCAUAACAACAUGGACAAGAGGCCCAAGAUCAUGCUUGUGGGCAAGGGCAUCACUAGGGAUCGCAUCACUAGAGGAUCCGGCUUCAGUUUUACUCCCUGCUCAAAGUUGCUCCAACGUGCUCGUAGACAUGAUAUAUGGCUUGACACAAAGGUGGUUUGCUCCAAGCCUUGCCAUGGCAUGAACCUGCUAAGCACUGAGCUGAGGGAUUAUCUCUACAACCCCUGCACAGGUUUCCGCCUUGCGUACCACACUCGAGGGACGACAUCCAUCCACGUACCCCCGAACCUUCCUAGCUGGAGUUUACCAGAAGGCCAUGGCCAUGCUUUCGCAUUUGGCCGCAAGAAUGUUGGCCUGGGGUUCAAUCUGUCGACGCAGGAUCACGCGAUUGUUGAAAUGUUUUACCACGUGAAGGACUUCAAAUCCCGUCGGUAUUUCUUGACAUGCAUGGUUACCGAGUGUGGCCGGGGCAUCGUGCAAGACUGCUCCCUGCCACCUCUGCCUGUGAGUGACAUGCCGCCAGCCUAUCUUGCAGGAGUGCUCUACUGGAUGAGUGAUCCAAGGUUGGGCGAAUGUGACGAGAGGGCCAUUGUGUCAUUGACAUAA